CCCGUGCAGAGCUCAGAUCGAGAGGCAGUCUUCAAAGGACUUCUCUGGUCAUGCGCAGUGUUUGUUGAGCUGGCUCCUAGUGCCUAGCAAUGGAAAGCUGGCGGAGCAGGCAACAUUGCAUGGUUGGAAAGUCAGCCGUAUGGUACGCUGGCGGGUCACAAUCCAUAGAAGAUUGCCCAUGCCAAGAUUUUCUAGAGCACUUUAGCGAUAAAAUGCUGGUUGCUUUUCAGCGCUGCUCAAAGCUGAUCAUGGCGGAAGCUCAUUGAGAUCAUGCUGCUGAGCAAUCUGGACUACAGUGCUAACCAAGGUGGUUGACCUAAAAAUUUGCAGCAUCCAUUUUUGAAAAAGCAAAGGGGAAGCUGAGCAGGAAGUGUCAAAAAGCUGUGAUUGCUGAAGUCACAUAAUCUAGCAGUUGUCCACCUGACCCAAGAUGGCGGCUGCAGAGGAGCACGAGGACGAUUGCGACACCAGGCCUCCAAUAUUUGAAGGUGUCCGCUUUGCUCUGCUGGGCUAUGACGCUGUGCACGCAGCAGAGCUGCGGUCCCUGCUGGAAGGUGAAGGGGCUCAAGAGGUGGUCGAUGCAAGCGAGGUGCCCCCGGGCUGCACACACCUGAUCACAGCGUACAACUAUGACGAUCCUGCCUGCCUUUCGGCCAGGCAGGCAAAGGUCGUGGUCGUGCGAGCACUUUGGGUGGAGCACUGCAUGAGGCACGGGCCGGUUAGCCCCCACCGGGUGGUGUACCAGCCCCCCCGCCCAUCCGCCCCACUUGCUGGGGCGGCCUCGCUGCAGAUCAGCCUCACGGGCUACAAAGGCAUCUACCGCACCACUAUCAUGGCGCUGUGUGAGCAAAUGGGUGCGGUGUACACUAAGGAGCUGUCCGCGGGCAACACGCACCUCAUCUGCUACGAGUUCAAAGGCGAGAAGUACAACUUUGCGCGCGAGCGUGAGCUGCACCUGGUCAACCACCGCUGGCUGGAGGACAGCUUGCGCCUGGGUGCCCUGCAACCGGAAGAGCACUAUACAGAGCUCAGCGGUCAGGAGGUGGAGGCUGCAGAGGAGGCGGAAGACCCAGCUGCGGAAGACGAGGCAGCGGCACAGGAGAAACAGUGCAAAGCAGAAGGUGAGGUGACAGGGGAUGAGCGCCAUGAGACGGCAGGAGAGGGGGUCACUGGCGGCACAGGAAAUGAAGCUGAGCCCAUGCAAGAAGAUGACGACGGGGGAAAUAUGCAGACUGAAGAAGAGGCACUUCAAGGCAACGUCGAAGAGGGCUCGAAAAGUGGAGGCCCAGCGGAGGAGAACGUCGGCAGUGUGAGGCCCGAGCGGCGGGAGGGUUGGAAGGCUGCUGGGGCAACGGUGCGGGUGCAAAAGGGGCUGGGGUAUCUGGCGGGCAGCGCACAGCCCCCUGGGUGGGAAGAAAAGGAGAGGGGCACGAGCAGGGGCAGCCCGAAGGGCGUGCAAAAGUACCUGGACGAGAUGUCGAGUCUUGCAAGCGGGGGCGCAGAAAAAGGACCUCUGGAAGGAGGGGGGUGGGAAGAAGAGGGCGGAAAGGACGAGGACGUUUCAUUUGCCAAGAUGGGGCUGACGGAGAAGACGGCAAAGAGUGCUAACGAGGAAACGAUCAAGGGGGCAGCUGAACCGGCGGAGCCGAUGCGCAGUGUGCCUGAAGGAGAGGCAGCGGCAGAGGUAGAAGUAGGACCAGCUGUUGGGAAGGCAGGGGGCGGCAGGUUGAAGAAGGUGGGUGAAGCGGCCUGCCUGACACCAGUCGUAGAAAGUGGGGGAGCAAACGGCGUGGUGCCCCUGGAAGAGGAGGAAGAGGAAGAGGGGGGCCCAGCGCAGGCCAGCAGCAAAAAGGGGAGAAAGCGGGGGAAGAGAAUCUUACUGGAGAGCGAUGAGAGCAGCCAAGAGGGGGCCGCUGAUGCAGCGACACAUGAGCCCACAAGACCAGAGGCAGCAAAUGAGGAGCAGGGGGAAGAAAAGGAAGACGGUAUGGCAGAGCCGGUGCAGGGACCCGUGCAAAGAGAGCUUGCAGAUGAGGGGGGCAGCGAGGGGUCAGGCGACGAGGCAAUCGCUUGUCUAGCCAAGGGGAACAAGCGGAAGAAAGUAGGGCAAGGACAGCAAGGGACGGCCAAGAAAGCAGCGGCUAACAAGAGGAAGAAGAAGGGGAGCGAAGCCUCAGGGGCUGAGUGUGAGCAGGAUUCUAGGUCAGAAAGGGACGGGACAAAGGGAGGGUCAGCCAAUGGAGAUGAGGCGGUCAUCGCGGAAGCCUCAGAACGGAAGCAGGAUGAGCAAACGGGGGCCAUGCCUGAGCAGGGCCAGAGAGCAAGUAGCGCAGGGGACGAGCAGGAAGCACUAGUUGGAGAAGAGGCCGGUCAGCCGGCUGAACCGAAGCAAGACGAGGAAAUGGAAACGGAAGCAGCAGGGGAGCCAAAAAGCGCCGCCCAGCGGUCUCCUUUGGCCGCAGCGGCGGCGGGCCUCGGGCGCACCCCCGGGAAGAACGCUCUGGUGCGCGCUAAGCCGAAACCGAUUGUUAGGCGGGUUGGGGGCAAACCGAACCGGGCGUUCCGGCCCCCUGCCAGGGUGAAGGCUGCGGAAACGGAAAGUGGGCAGGAGGGGCCCGCAAAGAAGCCAAAAGGUGGGGCAAAGAAAGCGGUCCCCACUAAAGCAGCGGUAGCGGACAUUGCGGAAGAGGCUGAGGAAGAGGAUGCGCAGCAGGGGGGCCUGCAGCCAUCGGAGGGGGCCAGUCAGGAAGAGGAAGGCCAAGCGGGCAAGAGGAAGGGCGGACCAGCAGACGGGGACGAGCAAGGGGAGAAGAAAGUGAAGAGCGGGAAGAAGAAACGGAAGCUAGCCAGCAACGGUAGUGUUGUGGUGGGGAGGCGCAGCGAGGAGAUGGUAACGCCUGCCAAGGGGGCAGAGAGAAAGUCGGGGUCCGCAGGGGGUGCACCAGAACCAGCGGCUGAGCCAACGAGCGACGACCUGAGGCACGAGGCGGCGGGUGGAGGGCCGAAGCCCGAAGAGGAGUGCGGAACAGCCUCCGCACUGGAUCCGACAAAAACAGGGGCAGGUGUUGUUGAAAAGGAAUGCGAGGGGGGGAAGGAAAAGAAAGAGGGCAAGCAGAGUAAGAAGGGGGGCAAGAAGCCCCAAGGGGUCAAGAAAGGGACCGGCGAAAUCGAGGGAGGGGACAUAAAGGAAGCGGCGAAGGCGGAUUCGCUGAUUGAGGCAAACAAGGAGAACAUCAAAAGCGAAGCCGAGAAAGCCGCAGCGCAGGGGGUGUCCUGCGAGGCGAAGAGCAGCCUGGGAGGAGCGCAAACGGCGCCCUACUUUGCGUUUGGAGGGAGCGGGGAGCAGAAGGACAGCAUGGUCAAGAAAGUCAAGGCGCUGGGCGGCCGCGUGGCGCGGCUGGGCCACGAAUUUGACCGCAAGACGACCCACGUGGUGCAUCCCCCGCCCCUGAAACGCACCGAAAAGGUGCUGGCCGCGCUUGCUGCUGGACUCUGGCUGCUGCAGCCGGCCUUCCUCACCGCCAGCAAGCCCGCCGGGGGGUGGGCUACCGAAGAGGAGCACGAGUGGGUCCCAGGGACCGGUGACGUGGGCGCGGCUCUUGAUUUGUCGGCGCCGCGCCACUGGCGGCAGCGACGCGCGGAGACGGGGCGGCGUGCGUUGCAGGGCCUGCGCGUGGUGUUGUACGGCGACUUCCAGAACCCGACCACUGACGCGCUCAAGCGAAUCGUGCUCGCGGGGGGCGGCCAGGUGUUGGCCAGCGGCCCCGGUCCCCUCAAGCUGCCCGCUGCGAGUGCGAGCAGCGUACAAGUCGCCAUCAUCGGAGAGGGAGUGCUCAGCGCCGACGUGUGCGUGACGGAGCUUUUGGCGGCCGGCGCGGGUUGCGUCAAUGCCACGUGGCUCCUGGACACGCUCUCGCUGCCACGUGGCGAUCACUCGCAGCACGUGCUGUUCGGCACGGAGGCCGCCGUGGCUGCCGCCCUCGAGAGCGUCAACAGUGCUCCGGCGGAACCGCAGAAAGGUACCGGCAAAGGGGUAGGGAAAAUGGGGAAGGCAGGACCCAAAGCGAAAGGAGUUCUGCAACCCCAUAGUGCAGGAGGGAGCCUUAAGACCAGCGCAAAGACGGGGAAGAAGGCGGGCAAGGACAAGGGAACUGCGAAAAGCGGGGGUUCGGUUGAAGCUGAGGAUAGCGUAUUAGAGGAAGAGGAUGACGUGGCGUGCGGGGUGUGCGGCCGCGUGGACCAGGAGGCGGAGAUGGUGCUGUGUGACGGCAGAGGGGGGCAGUGUGACCUGGCAGUGCACAUCUUCUGCAUGGCGCCGCCGUUGAAACAGGUGCCCGAAGGGGACUGGUUCUGCUCCAUCUGCCAGGAAGGACAGGGCGGAGCGAGUCCGUGAGGCAGGAAACAUGGUCUGCAGAAAUGUCAAGCGGCUCUGGAGCAGUAUUUUGUGGCUCUGUUGCAUCGCGGCACGAGCAGUCAAUCGGUUUAGAGAACACGCAGUUCCUCAAGUGCUGCAGGGGGUCAAACGGUGCUAGGAUGAUGCACUCAGUAUUUAUUCUGCUGGUGCGGGCUGGUCGGACAAAAGCAGGCUGUCAAGUGAGAUGUCAGCUGUGAUUCCGACCACCCCAAUCCUUCUGGGGUGCUCUACCCGUCCUCUUCAC
Messenger RNA from Klebsormidium nitens, 4658 nucleotides. Lineage: Eukaryota; Viridiplantae; Streptophyta; Klebsormidiophyceae; Klebsormidiales; Klebsormidiaceae. The record is from the annotation of a GenBank genome assembly.